This is a messenger RNA of Sinocyclocheilus anshuiensis, 3559 nucleotides long. Its product is annotated as transmembrane protein 145-like. The record is from RefSeq and is a predicted model, not a curated record. The coding region runs from base 665 to 2296 and encodes 543 amino acids. The transcript is spliced from 15 exons. Gene Ontology annotation, biological process: response to pheromone; G protein-coupled receptor signaling pathway. Lineage: Eukaryota; Metazoa; Chordata; Actinopteri; Cypriniformes; Cyprinidae.
AUUGCAAUAAUAGUUUUAGUAUUAUAUUAGUAAUAGUAAUAAUUAUUAUUAUUGAUAUUCUUGUUAUUGUUGUUGUUAUUCCUCAUGUAAAGACACCCUAAGUGCAAACCUGUGUAUUUGGAAUGUACUGUAUAUGCAUAGAUGACAUUUAUUGUAUAGAGAGACCAUAAUUAUACUCUUAUAAAUUAUAAGUUGUUGUUUUUUCUUGACAUAAUAUUUUAGAGACUUGUGAGGACUAUGGGAAUGUUACAGUGAGAAAUGAGAGUAUUUUCUGCAGUAUGUAUUUUCCCUGUGUUGAUUUAUAUUUGAAUAAAUACUUUCUCUGCAUCUCUGUGUUUAGCUUUUUGUAGUGUAGCGGAAUAAAGAAAGCAAAAGACAUGACUAAUAAGACGAAUUAAAACCGUAAAGGAAGGGGUUAUAUCUAUAAAAAUGCAUAUUUGUGUAAUGUUAUGUCGCAAUAAAAUAUCGGCCGCGCGCGUUUCACGCUUUCCUAGCAGAGCGCGUGCGAUACUAUGCGCGCUCCCGGCGAAGAUUCUGGGGAUGCUUGCGUUUGAGGCGAAGAACGAGGACGCGCGUCUGGCAGAACUAGGCAGAUCUCCGCCAGCCUUCCUGCUCACACAAUAUCGGAAGGAGAGCGCAGAAACGCUACGGUGGACAGGUGAAGAUGGAGAAAGUGUUAGGACUCGCCGUGGUGUCCAGUAUAUUAUGUGUCGGCUCGGUUUUGGGGAAAUACGUCAGAGGAAUCGUCAACACAAAAGAGGACUGGGUUUUCCUCACAAGGUUUUGCUUCCUGACUGAUUUUGGCCGAUUGAACUUCAAGUUCCGAUACCCCAAGUCCCGAUGCUGUCAAAACAUAUUGCUCUACUUUGAUGAAAGCUCUCAGUGGCCAGCUGUGUACAAGAGGCCGGACAAGGAUUGCUACCUGAAAGAGUCAGUAUUGAGGCCUGAAAAUAACCAGGUCAUCAACCUAACCACCCGCUACACCUGGUCUGGCUGUAUGGUGGAAGGCGAAGGUAAUGAAGAGAUGCUGAGUUGUGUAGGAGGUCGAAGUUUUCGUUCUGUCAGAGAGAGAUGGUGGUACAUUGCUCUCAGCAAGUGUGGGGGAGAUGGGCUGCAGCUGGAAUAUGAAAUGACAUUAACCAAUGGACAGUCCUUCUGGACCCAGCAUUUCUCUGCAGAUGAGUUUGGCAUCCUGGAGACAGACAUCACGUUUUUGGUUAUUUUCGCCCUUGUGUUUACACUGUCUUGUUAUUUUGCUUAUAAUUUAAAGGGAAGACAGCUACUCCAUACGACCUAUAAGAUGUUUAUGACUGCAGCUGGAGUGGAGGUCUUAAGCCUGCUUUUCUUUUGCAUUUACUGGGGCCUUUAUGCCAGAGAUGGUGUUGGGAAUGGCAGCCUCAAGAUAUUAGGGAAAUCACUCUUUUCUGUGAGCUUCCUGAUUUUCUUGCUCAUGCUGGUUCUCCUGGGGAAGGGAUUCACAGUCACCAGGGCAAGAAUAAGUCACAGUGGCUCUGUGAAACUAUCCAUUUAUAUGACAAUAUACACCAUCACCUACAUCAUCCUCUUCAUAUAUGAAGCAGAAUUCUUUGAUCCAGGCGAGGUGCUGUAUGCUUAUGACAGCCCUGCAGGGUACGGUCUAAUGGGUUUGCAGCUGCUUGCCUACGUAUGGUUCUGCUACGCUGUGCUGGUGUCCCUCAAACACUACCCUGAAAAACAACCUUUCUACAUCCCCUUCUUCACUGCGUAUACUCUAUGGUUUUUUGCUGUGCCAGUUAUGGCUCUGAUUGCCAACUUUGGCAUCUCUCGCUGGGCCAGGGAAAAGAUUGUGAACGGCAUCCAACUCGGCAUCCAUCUCUAUGCCCAUGUCGUCUUCCUGGCCAUCACACGUCCGUCAGCAGCCAAUAAGAACUUUCCCUACCACGUGCGCACGUCCCAGAUAGGAAUCCUUCUCUCCAGUCCUAAAGGCAUGGGGGCAGAAAGCUUCCCUCAUCAUGCUUAUGGGAAUAGCUCCUUCCUGGGAGACUCUCAGCCAAACUUCACAGAGCUCUUCUCUAUCCACACAGACCCUGUGAAGACGAUAGAUGAGACAGUGGCUCGUAAGGGACAGGAAGUGCCAAGGAACAGCGAGCACAAGAUCAUCACCACAACAGCGGACCUGUCAUCUACAUUCGCCCCUCUUCCUCCUCCCAUACCACCACGCAGCUCUGCACACUCUCCCCCUCCUCCUAGAUUAACGUCCCACUUCACCGAGUAUUUUAGUAUGCAAGGGGCCACGGGAAUGGGCUCCAAAGCCUAGAGCAGGCCAUAGAGGAACGGGCCAUGCGGAAACUACCUUCAAACAUCUAUGAGGUGGAAAAGAGUUAAUUAUUUCAAUAGAUUAGAUUAAGGCAAGCGUGAAAAAGUAAAGCCAUUUUCAAAAAAGUUACUAAACAUCCAUAUCUUUGAAUUUGUAAAGAGAAAUGCAAGCUGCAGAACGUCAAGAGAGAGUGGGGUAUAACCUGGUCACACAGCUCCUAAAAAAUAAGCAAUAAAUAAUUCAGUGAGAUGAGAGUCACUGGAGAGAGAUAAUAUACAAGCAGUGCAAUAGUGACAGGAGACAAUGGUGAAUCUAUAGUAUAGAUAUUUCAAGCUUAAUGUGACAGUAGGCUAGAGAUGUACAGUAACAGUAGUGAGCUCUUGACACAUUUUUGAAUGCUUCGUUUAUUUCAAGUGGUGCUGUUAAUAUUUGUAUUUCCAUGCCAUUUUAAUGCAACAGAACCAAGUAUUCAUCUCCCUCACUAAAUUUUUUUUAACUGUUUUUUGAGAAUUUAUGUACACAUUUUGUCUGUAAAGUUGAGAUAAUUUAGGGUUUAUAUAUUUUUAUUCACAUUGAAUACAGCUAGAGACUUUGCAAACUGAUGUUAAACUGCAAAGGCAAGUUGACUGUGGAACAACUAGUAUUUGUAAACCAUGCAUGUCUGUGCUCUGUCUACAUUCUGAUAUAUUCAGUGUAAUCUUGGGUGUGCCUAGUUUUCACAACUAGCAGUCUUAAUUUUGUAUGCAGUACACAGUUUACAGUUACAGUAUGUAGAGAAUAUUUAUGGCAAGCGGAUGAUGAAUGAUGACGUUCAUCUUUAUCCCAGUCUUUCUGUAUUGUCCAGUCCCCGUGCAGGGGUGUGUGGAGUUCAAAAACUCUGAACAGUUCAGAGUUCAGAUUCAAUUUCUGCAAACUUCGUUACACAUUUGUAUGUUUAAUAACACUCACAGCGGUCUUCAGUGGAUAUGGAGAUUUUUAUUCUGUGAGUAGAUCUUUUAUUCUGUCAGUGAGUAGAAAGUAGAUUCAUUCAGUCUGCUGGGAUUAUCAUAAGGUUUGUUUACUUGGAGUAUGAUGAAAAUAUAGCUCUACUCCUACAGAAACACUUUGUAUUGACUGCAUGGAUCACUUUACUGUUUUUAAACACUUCAUUACCAUCAGAGACCCUUGAAAAUGCAAGCAUAAUGCAAUACAGUGAAAGACAGAUAUACAGGUAAAAUGUGAAGGUUUUAUCUGUAAAAUAUCCAUUAUCACGGCUGUAUUGUU